CAAACCGCCUCGCCAAUGGCGACGAACUCCUCCCCUGGAGGCUCCCGGCAUGCCCCGCGCCGCGCCCUUCCGCUUCCGGGGCGCGGGACGGGAGGGGGGAGGGAACGGCGGGAGUCGGGGCGACGUGUCUUUGUGCUGCCAGGAGCCGCGUUGCGAGGGGAGGUCAUGGAGCUGGAGGCCAUGAGCAGAUACACCAGCCCAGUGAACCCGGCCGUGUUCCCGCACCUCACCGUGGUGCUCCUGGCCAUCGGCAUGUUCUUCACCGCCUGGUUCUUCGUUUAUGAGGUGACUUCUACCAAGUACACACGGGACAUCUACAAGGAGCUGUUGAUCUCCCUGGUGGCCUCGCUGUUCAUGGGCUUUGGGGUCCUGUUCCUGCUGCUUUGGGUCGGUAUCUACGUGUGAGGCCUGGCCGAAGGAGCCCCAGGUGGGAAGCCUUGCAGAAGCUCUUUUUAUAUUUCUUUUAUACGUCAACAACAAAGCCUAUAUCAGACAUGGACUGUGCUCCUGUCAGGUGACUUCUGCCAGCACAACAAACCAAAGCUGAAUAAAACUGGUUCUGUGAUA
Molecule: messenger RNA, 567 nt
Organism: Dromaius novaehollandiae (emu)
Lineage: Eukaryota; Metazoa; Chordata; Aves; Casuariiformes; Dromaiidae
Gene: TMEM258
Product: transmembrane protein 258
Exons: 4
Coding region: 16-405 (129 amino acids)
Biological process (GO): protein N-linked glycosylation
Cellular component (GO): membrane-bounded organelle
Source: RefSeq, a predicted model, not a curated record